AGUUGACGGAGUUGUUAACCAGAUUCAACUCGAUUGGAUCAAUUAACUCUUUACCCCACUUGAGGUCCGGUGUAGAUUUCAAAACAUUCAUGUACCGCGGGUGCUGACACUAGUGGAUGGGGGUGCCAUCUUCUUUUUGUGGUAAACGAGUAACUGGCCUCUGUGUCCUUUCGUCAGCGUCCUUGCCAUUCCAUUCUACUUCAAAUUUCAUCAAAGUCAUCUUUAACCAGUAUGUAUCGGUUACAAGCUCUCACACAGCAGAGAUGCAGAGCAACUCAGACUGCCUUCACUUAUCUGGGUUCACUAACAUCUGCCAGGUCCAACCAUUCCCGUUCCUAUGCCGCUGAAGAAGUGGCAAGCAGAACUAGCAAUUCAAUACAAUUUUCAACUUUAAAGGUUGAAGAAAUCUCGGGCUCUCAUCCUGCUGAAGUGUGCAACUUGGUGCAGGGAAAUUGGAUAAGAUCUUCCAGCUGUAACACAAUAUUGGAUCCCCUAAAUGGGGAGUCAUUUAUAAAAGUUGCAGAAGUACAAGAAGCAGAGCUACAGCCUUUUGUGGAGAGCAUGUUGAGGUGCCCCAAGCAUGGACUACACAAUCCAUUCAAAGCACCAGAAAGGUAUCUAAUGCUUGGAGAUGUAUCUGCAAAGGCAGCUCGUAUGCUAUCGUUGCCCAAGGUUUCUCACUUCUUCACAAGGUUAAUACAAAGGGUGGCCCCUAAGAGUUACCAGCAAGCUCUUGGUGAAGUUAUUGUCACCCAAAAGUUUUUAGAAAAUUUCUCUGGUGAUCAGGUCCGUUUUCUGGCGAGGUCUUUUGGAGUACCUGGGAAUCAUCUUGGACAGAUCAGCCAUGGUUUUCGCUGGCCUUAUGGUCCUGUAAGGUUUUAAAUACAAAUAUUCUCAUUUCAGAUUUCAGAGCAAUAGAAUGUGCAAUAGAGAGUCAUGGUGAUCAUCUUUUGCUUCUUCAUGUCUUCUUAUUUAAUUUGAAGUCCCAAUGUUAUUUUACUUUGACAUAUUGAUUGAAUAUUCAUUACAUAUGUGAAGUAUCCAAAAUCACUAAAGAUCAUGUAGGUUAUUUUUCUGAUCAGAUUUGAAUAAUGUAUUAAUGAAAAAUAUUUAUUUAAGGUAUAAAUCAUGGUUAUCAGG
Messenger RNA from Cuscuta campestris, 1140 nucleotides. The record is from the annotation of a GenBank genome assembly. Lineage: Eukaryota; Viridiplantae; Streptophyta; Magnoliopsida; Solanales; Convolvulaceae.